Messenger RNA from Rattus norvegicus (Norway rat), 2788 nucleotides. It is a transcript of the gene Haspin, whose product is annotated as histone H3 associated protein kinase. The record is from RefSeq and is marked validated. Gene Ontology annotation, molecular function: ATP binding; histone kinase activity; protein kinase activity. Lineage: Eukaryota; Metazoa; Chordata; Mammalia; Rodentia; Muridae. Gene Ontology annotation, biological process: mitotic sister chromatid cohesion; protein localization to chromosome, centromeric region; chromatin remodeling. Gene Ontology annotation, cellular component: nucleoplasm; nucleus; spindle. The transcript has a single exon. Bases 23 to 2278 code for a protein of 751 amino acids.
AAAUGACGGGCGGGCGCCCGCCAUGGCAGCGUCUCACCGGAGGUCCGGAACCCGGCUCUUUCGAACGUACGCGGCGAGGGGCGUCCGGAGGUCGCAGCGGCAGCCUGACUCGCUGGCUGUGAAAUGGUUCCAGCCGCCGAACCCGAAGCUCUCCUUCAGCAGCAGCCUCAGCGACAGUAACCUGUCACCGGCUGUCGCUUCCGACAACCCUGAGGACCCCGACUUCCCGGGCAGCCCGGUGGGCCCGCGGCGCAGGCGUCCUCGGGGCUGCGACUCUCCGGACCUAACACACACUAAGAGAGUCCUGAGGCUGCGACCUCGGCCCCCUCAGAAGUGCAGCACCCCGUGCAGCCGGCUGCGACCGCCACCUUUCCUCAGCUGCAGCCCGGGCUGCCUCGGCUCGGACCUCAACGUGUGCAUCCAGUCCAGGAACAGCAACGAGCUGGGCACCAGUGCCUCCCUUUUCAGCCCUCCGGCCUCGCCCGGAGCCCCCGACUCUCUGAAUGCAGACUCUACAGUCCCCGGGAGCCUCCACUUCCGGGUAGCCUCCCUGGGUGAAGCGUCUCUGCCUUGCCCCCAGGAGGCAGCAACCGAAGAAGGCAAGUACACCAGGAGUGCCCCCCAAGCCGAAGCCAGCUUCAGGUCAUCUCUCUCUAGCCGUGUGGACCCAAGGACCACAGAAGCUAAGGAGUUGGGGACUGAUGGGGAGAAUGUGAAGGAAUCGUGUUGUGAAAGACAGCAGACGGGUAACAGACUAACGGACCCUGAUCUGGCAAGCCUGGGAAAGAGAACCGCCACAUGUAAAAAGGUUGUGUCCCGAGGAGUCGACCAGAUAGACUAUGGAGAGUCCAGUGCUCGCAAAGACCUUCGUGUACCAGGGAAAAUCAGCAGGCCCAAGAGAACUGAACCACUCCGGAAAAGGAAACAGCAAGAAGCAGUGGGAACAUCUCCCCUCCGCUAUCACCAAUCUAAGAAGAAAAGGAAAGAUUCAUUCUGCUCCAGGGACUUGAAUACUAGUUGUAAGGAUUCUUGGACCAAAACCAGAGCAUCCUUCGGUUUUCACAAGAAGAAAAUUAUAACCAACGUGGCAGAGGUAUGCAGCAGAUCGAUUACCAGCUCUCUCUCUAGGUCCUUCCAGUCUGAAUGUUCAAUUUCUAUCCUGAACAGAGAAAACAGUAUUGUUUCUUCUCCAUGCUCUUCCAUGUAUUUGCUAAGUCCCUUAAAGACCCUGCACAUCACAGACAAAAGGCCAUCUUAUGCUGAAAAGGUUUAUGGGGAGUGUAAUCAGGAAGGGCCUAUCCCCUUUAGUGAUUGCCUUUCUACAGAACAACUGGAACACUGUGAGAAGAUUGGGGAAGGAGUGUUUGGGGAAGUGUUUCAAAUAAUUAAUGACCAAACACCUGUAGCCCUAAAGAUCAUUGCUGUUGAAGGAUCAGAUUUAGUCAAUGGGUCCCACCAAAAAACCUUCGAGGAGAUCCUGCCAGAGAUCAUCAUCUCCAAAGAGCUGAGUCUCCUGUCUAACGAGGUGUACAACUGCACAGAAGGCUUUAUUGGGCUGAACUCAGUAUACUGUGUUCAAGGACUUUACCCUCCCUUGCUGCUUAAAGCCUGGGACCAAUAUAACACAACCAAAGGGUCUGCAAAUGACCGGCCUGACUUUUUCCAGGAAGACCAGCUCUUUAUCAUCCUGGAAUUUGAGUUUGGUGGGAUUGACUUGGAGCGAAUGAGGACAAAGCUAACCUCCGUGGCCACCGCAAAGAGCAUCCUCCACCAGAUCACCGCAUCCCUGGCAGUAGCAGAGGCCUCACUGCACUUUGAGCACCGGGACUUACACUGGGGAAAUGUGCUCUUAAAGAAAACCAACCUCAAAGAACUCCACUACACCCUCAAUGGGAAAACAAGCACCAUUCCCACCCAUGGGCUACAAGUCAACAUCAUUGACUAUACUCUGUCCCGCUUGGAGCGGGAUGGGAUUGUGGUUUUCUGUGACAUCUCUGCUGAGGAGGACCUAUUUACAGGUGAGGGUGACUACCAGUUUGAGAUCUACAGGCUCAUGAGGAAGGAGAACAAAAACUGCUGGGGCGAGUAUCACCCUUACAAUAACGUGCUGUGGCUGCAUUACCUCACGGACAAGAUUCUGAACAAGAUGAGGUUUAAGACUAAAUGCCACAGCGCAGCCAUGAAGCAGAUAAAGAGGAAACUGCAGCAUUUCCACAGGACUGUACUGAACUUCAGCUCCGCCACUGACCUGCUCUGCCGACAUAGUCUAUUUAAGUAAGCCAGGAACCUGCACUUUCAGAGCCUCACCAAGUACACUUUUUAAGCCUCUGGUACUAUUAGUUAAUCUCUGCCAUUAGAGCAGGAUGGAGGUAAAAGCCUCCCUGUCAGCCUCUUAAAAGAGAAUCCUGUCUUUUAAAAGGUAACCAAAACGUUUGUUGACGUGAUUAAACUUGCUUUUAACAAAUGUUCUUUAAAAAAGGAAAUGAACUAGACAGAGGAGAAGUGCAUGCACCCUUUAAGCCCUCUUCCUGUCAGCGGAGCCUGCAGGCCUGAGUUGUUUCUUGAGCCUUGAUACCUUAUGUAGGAUGAGCAAAACUGCUCUUGGUGUUGUCAAGAUGCAAAGCAGAGAGCAGGAGAGACUAGAGAGUCAAAACCAAGAGGGAGGCGUGCACACCUGCGUACAGGAAGUGUGCGGAAUGUUUAUCAGAUUCACUCAACAAUCACAGAAGCACAGUUUAUAGAUUUUCAACAGGAAAAUAAAUGUCUCUGGUGGCUCUGAUGUUUGAAA